Molecule: messenger RNA, 2649 nt
Organism: Cryptotermes secundus
Lineage: Eukaryota; Metazoa; Arthropoda; Insecta; Blattodea; Kalotermitidae
Product: intraflagellar transport protein 25 homolog
Exons: 5
Coding region: 194-745 (183 amino acids)
Biological process (GO): intraciliary transport
Cellular component (GO): intraciliary transport particle B; cilium; centrosome
Source: RefSeq, a predicted model, not a curated record
GAUCGUUUAAGAUUAUUCUUUGUCUGUGAAAUACGGUCUGAGCCGUCUGAGCAGCGGCAUUUUUAUCUUUAUUUGGAAGUGGCUGAGAACGGCUGAGAAUAUUAAUUUGUGUGUUCGAUAAUAGUUUUAAUAUGAUACAGGGGGUGUGCUGACAUUUGUUUCGUUACAUCAUGGUACUGAAAGUUAAUCGAAUAUGAGCAAGGUGGAAGAAUUGGCGUUAGAUACGAAAGGAUGUGUGGUUUCAUAUUCCUCCUCCUCGUAUGGUGAUUACAACGGAUGUUCGUCGAAAAUAAUCGAUGGGCAAAGAAACACAUACUGGUGUACAACUGGUCUCUAUCCCCAAAGUUUUAUCAUAACUUUUCCAAAUCCAGUCAUUAUUUCUUUAAUUAAGAUUAGAAGCUAUUUAGUGCAGUUAAUCUCUGUGGAAAGAAGUUCUGCUGACGCUCCACAACGAUUUGAAAAUCUUUGUGAGACGGAACUUGACAUCACAGACCAUUGCCACCAAGUGAAGUUACUACAUGAAGCAAAAUUUAUUGCGCGCCAUCUGCGUUUCACAAUCAGAUCUGGAUAUGACCAUGUGUGUGCUGUGUAUAGAGUGGAAGUUCAGGGUGUCCACAAGUCAGGAGGAAAUGAAAUAAGAGGUGAUGAGUCCGAUGUACUAGAGUCUGGUGGACCACUGACCACUCCAAUAAGUAUGUCAAGUUUCCUACAGAGGGAUCAGCUGCUAACAACCAUUAAGAAAUAGAUGAAUUACAGGCUCUUAACUCUGACACUCUUGGAAGAAUGUUUCCCGUGCUCUGACUGGUGAAGCAAGAGCCACAGAUGCAUGAAGGUGCUGUCCUACUGUGAAUGUGUUAAGAGAUGCGAUGAAAAUCACAAAUCACUACACUGAUUAUAUAGCAUGUCUACAUGUAAUGAAGAACUGUCACCUUUAUAAGACAGGAGAAUUCAUUUCACUGUUUGUAACAUGUCAGUGCGGCAUCUUUCCUAGCUGUGUUCACAAUACAAUGGUUUAUAAAAUCCUUGAGGUCCCUGCUUCCCUCACCGUGUAAGCCUUUAGUUCUUAUAGGGAUUUCAUAAACCCCAGUGUAGGGCUUCUAGUCAGUUUCUUUAAUGGCUUAAGCCAUGUCUCAAGUUACUAAGAGGAUAAGGUAAUGACUCUUUGGUUGAGCCCUAUUCUCACAGAUUUUCCACUUGAUUUCAGUUUUUAAUUGUGAAUUACAGGCCUUGUGCCCUCAUACAAACCUUGAUUAUUAUAUCUCAGAUGCUACAAGCCAUUUUGACAAGUUUGGGGAAAUACUUGGCAUCAGCUGCUUUCAGCAGAUUCAUGUCAAUUUUCUUCUGAUUCUCAUCACAAGUCACUUACAUGGCUUUUGUUUGCUGCAGAAAUAAAUAGUUGCUCUACCACAAAAGUACAUUUUUAGAGAGUUAGUAGCUCAUCUGUAGGGUCCCAUCUCAGAAUCUGAACGUUUGCAGUGGCCUCUUUCACAAGUUCAUCACCUGAUUACACCCUUUCCAGAUGAUAUAACCAUGUUUAUUUAAAUUAAUUGGCACCUCCAAGGCUUCUUUUCAAUUCUUCAUGGAUUUAUAGCUUGCCUUUCUGUUUGGGAGUGAGUUUGUUAGAGUUUAGUAUUGGAGCUCUUGUUUCUUUGUCAGUCAUUGGUGUAAAAGAAGCUUCAGUUAAGAAACAGAAGUAUUGUAGAUGUUAGAAUACUUCUCAUCCUAUCACUCACCCACAGAUUAUAUAUGUUUUGUCAACUACUUCACUGACCUCAUACCAGGGAGAGACCCACAUAUAAUUUUAUUUCAGAAUUUGAAGUGUGCUUCACAUAUAUCUGUCUCCUGUAAUUUUCCUUCACAUUAACGAAAUGCUAUGCAAGAAACAGUUAUAUGCAGAAUGUCGUAAGUAAAGAUGUAUACCAAAAGGUCUUAAAACGUCUUGUGUAUGUGACCCAUCCCUUGACUCCUUGAAGCUGUGUUACAGCACUGGGAUCAGAUUAAAAAAUGUAUGAUUUAUUUUCGUUUUGAAUUCUUACCUUGUCUUUUUGAAGGUAAGUAGAAGUGGGUGAUUUGUUACACUAUGAAUCCUUUUACACAUGGAGGUACACCACUGCCAUGCCACCAUGGUCAAACCACCAUUCUGUAUAGUUAAGUUAUAUGAAACGUUUCACACUGUGUGGCCAUCUAAAUGUAUUGUGACAUGAUGCCUGAAAGGUGGAAUAGUUCAUUGCUAGGCAGUGGCUUGGUAAACAUUCCUGUGAAAGCGAAUGUGCACAACAGCAGAAGAAUGGUGUUUUCUGUGGUCAGCGCCACCAUUGUUGCUACACAGUGGUGUGGUAAACAUAUCUCUGCAGCAAUGAAUCAACACAAUAGAGAAAGCUAUGAUUUCUUUGGGUGCCGCCCCGAGGCUAUAUAAUGAGGAUCUCGGGCAGCUAGAAAUAGAAUUAAUAGUGCCUCCAGAGUUGGCAGUUGGCAGAAUAGUUGAGAAGAAAUGGUGGGAAAGGAAUUAGGCUGUGCAAAGAAAACUUCAUAGUGUGCUGCAUUUACCGGGAGACUUAGAAUCUGUUUCUAGGAUAUGACUAGUGAAGACUGAGGAUGUUGGUGUGUAUGUGCAUGCACAUACGAGAAAGAGAGAGACACACACACACA